AUGUUUGGCCAUCUGAAGUUGAGAAAGACCUUCAACAGAUCAUUGUUCACCACGGUGAUGUUGAUCGCGGUGUCUCAAUUCAACUUCGGCUUCGACCAACAGGGCUUCAACUCUACCCAAGCCAUGGACGCCUUUGAACGCCAGUUUGGGUGGUACAACCCUCAGAAGAAGGUACGCAUGUGCAUGUUUUCCAUGAGCGUAUGGUCUUGCAUCGCCACAACGGUCAUCAUGACGUCCAAGAGCCGAGAUCAGAUACUGGCAGCUCGCAUCCUGGCAUACAUCUACAUCGGAAUGGAGCUAGCCGUGGUACCCAUCUACCAAUCCGAGAUCACACCCCAGUGCGCCCGCGGGUUUGUCGUCGGGACAUACCAACUAAGUCUUGCAGUUGGGGGCUUGGUCGUCCAUGUUGUUGCGCGGGGAACGGGUGGUCUGAACUCGUCGGCCGCGUACCUGAUCCCAUAUGUGCUCUUCUAUCUAGUGCCGCUGAUAGUGAUAGCUGGCAUUUGGUUGGUCCCAGAGUCUCCCAGAUGGCUUGCUAUGCAAGGUCGAAACGAAGAAGCCCUCAUCGCCCUCACUCGCCUCCGCGAAGGCAAGUUUACCGAAGACGAGAUCGCCGCUGAAAUGGCCCACAUUCGCGCCGGGAUAGACAGAGAAGUCGAGAAGGGAAAAUUCAAGGACAUGUUCCAUGGAAAGCAAAUGACCAAGCGCACCAUGUCCGUCAUCGGCGUCAACUUCUUCAUGCAGGCAACAGGCUCCAUCUUCGCCAGCGUAUACGGCGCCAUCUUUGUCAAACAACUCGGCUUCAUCAACCCCUUCAACGUAACCAUCAUUAUAUCAAUCAUCAACAUCUUCAUGUGCCUGUGCGCAAUGGUCUUGCUGGACAAGAUGGGACGGAGGAAUGUCAUCUUCUUCGGCGGAUCGAUUCAGACGGCCGGUCUGUUCGCCAUGGGUGGUCUCGGACUCACCCAAAACCCAAGCGUUCCCGUCAAGUCUGCCAUCGUCGCCAUGAUGAUUGUCAUGACCACUGGCUUCACCCUGGGAUGGGCGCCCACUUCGCACGUCCUGUCUGCCGAGAUUCCGAGCAUGCGUCUUCGUGAUAUCACGUAUCGGACCGCCAGCGUUGUCAACAUUAUAAUGCAGUUCACCAUCGCGUUUACGCUGCCAUAUCUUCUGAACGCACCAUAUGCAAACCUGGGGUCAAAGGUCGGUCUGAUCUUCGGCAGUAUCGGUUUUCUGUCCCUGGUGUUUGACUUUUUGUGCGUCCCGGAGUGCAAGGGCCGAACGCUUGAGGAAAUUGAUACGCUGUUUGAAAUGGAAGUUCCUUUGCGAAAAUUUCAAAAGAUGGACUUGUCACGGAUGGAUGCACACGUCAGCAGUCAUAAGCAGGAUGUAGAAACAGGGUCAGAUGUUGUCGUGGCCCUCCAUGUGGGAGAAAAGUACUAG
Messenger RNA from Colletotrichum aenigma, 1443 nucleotides. It is a transcript of the gene ecdD-4, whose product is annotated as Major facilitator-type transporter ecdD. The record is from RefSeq and is a predicted model, not a curated record. Gene Ontology annotation, cellular component: membrane. The transcript is spliced from 5 exons. Bases 1 to 1443 code for a protein of 480 amino acids. Lineage: Eukaryota; Fungi; Ascomycota; Sordariomycetes; Glomerellales; Glomerellaceae. Gene Ontology annotation, biological process: transmembrane transport; carbohydrate transport. Gene Ontology annotation, molecular function: carbohydrate:proton symporter activity.